Messenger RNA from Rhea pennata, 1335 nucleotides. RefSeq names its product forkhead box A1 (gene FOXA1). The record is from RefSeq and is a predicted model, not a curated record. The coding region runs from base 1 to 1335 and encodes 444 amino acids. Lineage: Eukaryota; Metazoa; Chordata; Aves; Rheiformes; Rheidae. Gene Ontology annotation, biological process: cell differentiation; regulation of transcription by RNA polymerase II; anatomical structure morphogenesis. Gene Ontology annotation, molecular function: transcription factor binding; RNA polymerase II cis-regulatory region sequence-specific DNA binding; DNA-binding transcription factor activity, RNA polymerase II-specific. The transcript is spliced from 2 exons.
AUGUUAGGGACUGUGAAAAUGGAAGGGCAUGAAACCAGCGACUGGAACAGCUACUACGCCGACACCCAGGAGGCCUAUUCCUCGGUGCCCGUGAGCAACAUGAACUCGGGGCUGGGCUCCAUGAACACCAUGAACACCUACAUGACCAUGAACACCAUGACGACGAGCGGCAACAUGACCUCCAGCUCCUUCAACAUGUCCUACGCCAACACGGGGCUGGGGGCCGGGCUGAGCCCCGGUGCUGUGGCCGGCAUGCCGGCAGGCUCUGCCGGCCCGGUGAACGGCAUGCCGGCUGGCGUGGCCACCAUGGGCACGGCGCUGAGCCCAGGCGGCAUCAACGCCAUGUCGGCCCAGCCGGCCCCCAUGAACGGGCUCAGCCCCUACAGCAGCAUGAACCCCUGCAUGAGCCCCAUGGCCUACACGCAGUCCAACCUCGGCAGGACACGGGACGCUAAGACCUUCAAGCGGAGCUACCCCCACGCCAAGCCGCCCUACUCCUACAUCUCCCUCAUCACCAUGGCCAUCCAGCAGGCGCCCAGCAAGAUGCUGACGCUGAGUGAGAUCUACCAGUGGAUCAUGGACCUCUUCCCCUACUACCGGCAGAACCAGCAGCGCUGGCAGAACAGCAUCCGCCACUCGCUCUCCUUCAACGACUGCUUCGUCAAGGUGGCCCGCUCUCCCGACAAGCCCGGCAAGGGCUCCUACUGGACCCUGCACCCCGACUCUGGCAACAUGUUUGAAAAUGGCUGCUACCUCCGCCGGCAAAAGCGGUUCAAGUGCGAGAAGCCGGCCAACAGCAAAACCCCUCAGGAGGGCAGGAAAGAUCAGGCCGGGGCCUCCAGUUCCAGCUCUAAUUCCCCCCUGCACAGAGGCCACAAUAAACCGGCGCAGCUGGACACUGCGACCUCCCUCUCCAGCUCCAACCCGUCCACCAGCCCCCAGUCUAUGGACCACAGCGGAUCGAGCACGGAGCUAAAGACCUCGGCCUCGGCCGCUUCCUCUACCAUCAGCUCCGUCCCCGCCUUGGCCUCCGUCCCACACCCCCCUCACUCCUUAGCCCACGAACCCCAGCUGCACCUCAAAGGGGACCCCCACUACUCCUUCAACCACCCCUUUUCCAUCAACAACCUCAUGUCCUCCUCGGAACAGCAGCACAAGCUGGACUUCAAAGCCUAUGAGCAGGCGCUGCAAUAUUCCUCCUACGGGGCGAGCCUGCCCGGCGGGCUGCCCCUGGGCAGUGCCUCCAUGGCGGGCCGGAGCAGCAUCGAGCCCUCGGCCCUGGAGCCCUCCUACUACCAAGGUGUGUAUUCCAGACCCGUGCUAAACACCUCGUAG